This is a messenger RNA of Gracilinanus agilis (Agile Gracile Mouse Opossum), 2258 nucleotides long. RefSeq names its product dynein axonemal assembly factor 1 (gene DNAAF1). Gene Ontology annotation, biological process: cilium assembly. Bases 4 to 1935 code for a protein of 643 amino acids. The transcript is spliced from 12 exons. The record is from RefSeq and is a predicted model, not a curated record. NCBI's taxonomy places the organism in Eukaryota, Metazoa, Chordata, Mammalia, Didelphimorphia, Didelphidae. Gene Ontology annotation, molecular function: dynein complex binding; protein binding. Gene Ontology annotation, cellular component: axoneme.
AAAAUGCAUCCAGAAUCCGGAAAGCCUGGCCAGGAAGAUGGAACUGAGCAUGGGAGUGUGCCAGAGGAAUCGGAAGAGUCUUCAGGGGACUGUAGAAACGGAGAGAGUGUGCUGAUAAACAAUGCAGAGAUUAAGCCUAAGGAGAAAUUGACAGACACUACAGAAAAAUGGUUCCAAAGUGAGCAGAAGCAAAGCGGAGAUCAAAACUCAACCACCCAUUCCCCAAGCCAAAAAGCUAAGGAAAAGGAGAAUUGUCAUAGAAUGACCAAAAGUUUCCUUAGAAAACUUUGCAAGGAUCAAAAGUUAUAUAUGACUCCAGCAUUGAAUGACACACUUUAUUUACACUUCAAAGGUUUUGACUGCAUCGAGAACCUGGAAGAAUAUACAGGAUUACGGUGUCUUUGGCUAGAAUGUAAUGGGAUACAGAAAAUUGAAAACUUAGAGGCACAAACAGAAUUACGUUGCCUCUACUUGCAAUUAAAUUUAAUUCAUAAAAUUGAGAACCUUGAAGCCUUAAAGAAACUGGAUUCCCUAAACCUCAGUAAUAAUUAUAUCAAGACCAUUGAGAACUUGUCCUGUCUUCCAGUUCUAAAUACACUGCAAAUUGCCCACAAUCAUUUGGAAACUGUGGAAGAUAUCCAGCACCUAAAGGAUUGCAUCAGUAUCUGUGUUCUGGACCUUUCCAAUAACAAGCUGAGUGAUCCUGAUAUCCUCUGUGUGCUGGAAGCCAUGCCUGAUCUGCGUGUAUUGAAUUUGAUGGGAAACACAGUAAUAAAGAAAAUUAUGCACUACAGAAGAACAGUUACCAUUCGACUAAAAGUACUGACCUAUCUGGAUGAUAGGCCCGUUUUUCCAAAGGACAGAGCCUGUGCAGAAGCCUGGGCCAAAGGAGGGAGUGAAGCUGAGAAGGAAGAGAGGGGAAGAUGGGAAACCAAAGAGCGGAAGAAGAUUGAAGAGAGUAUUGAAGCGCUGGCCACAAUUAGGCAAAGAGCAUUGGAGAAAAAGAGACAGAGAGAAAUGGCAGAAAAAGGAGAGAUUGCACUGUCCAGCAAGAGCCAGAGCGCAGAUUCAGGCACAGAAGGAAGUCAGAAGCCCCCUGCUCAAGAUGAAGUACAGCAGAAAAUAGAGAAAUUUGUUCAAGAGAGUUUUGAUGCCCAGGAGGAAGCCUUUCCUGAAGACUCAAAUAUGAAAAAUAAGCAACCUCUAGAAGCAAAAGGAGAAAACCAAGAGAAGAGCUCAGAAUCAGAUUUUCAAGAGAAAGAUGCAAAGCCCUCAGACUCCAGCGCUGCACAGAAAGAAUCAACAUUAAAAGCUCUGAGUAUGGAGAAGACAGACCUGGAUGAAGCUAAAGAAUUAGAAAUCAUUGAAUUGGAGGCAAAGAACAAGCUUUUCAUUGAUGAUCUUCCUGAUUUAGAAGACAUAGAAUUUAAUGAGAAUUUGCCUGAAGAUUUAGAUGAAAAGAAAGGCCCUAUUCCAAAAAUUGAAAUAAUUUCUGGAGCAAGUGAUGACAGUGAUCUGGAAGAAGACCACACAAUACUAGCAAUGAAGGAUAAAAUGUCUCCUGAUGCACUUUCUAAUAUAUUUACCAUUUCUAAAGACACCUCCAAGAAGACCAUCUCGCCCCUUUCAGAAAUAUUUGAAACAGAAUCAAAUAGAGACUUGGAAAGCCCAAAGGACCAUCCGAAGUUUUCGGUACCAUUGAUUCAAGAGAUCAGCAAAAAGCUGUUAGAGGAGUCAUCAAUGGCACCAACCUGCAAUGAAAAAGGAAACCCACAACCUCUCCCAAAUGUAGACAAGGAUGGUACUCCAGGUUCUCCCUCCCUGUCAGGAAGUGAUACUUCAAAAUAUAAGGUGAAAUUAUUGACAGAGACUGAAGAAUUCCUUGUGCAUGGGAUCAAGGAAGGCAAUGAAGACAUUGAAUUCGGGCUAGAUUAAAUAUCAAAGAUGGACUUUGUGGGACAUUUAGCCUUUAUUUUCCCACAGGUACACCAGUUUUAAGGGCAGUUAGGCAAAUCUGUUGGAUUCUGGGGUCAUGACCCUAAGAGAUACCUUUACUGCCCACUAAAAAAUAAUGCUGAUUAUUUUGGCUUUGCUCCAUCCCCAGAGAGUACUAUUUCCAGAUCAAUAGCAUGAGGAUGGGGAAAAAAGAUUAGUCUUAGUUAAGAAAGAGUACCAAGUCUUAUACUGUGCCAGGUACUUCUAGGUAAUAGCUAUUUAGAAUGUUGACUUAUUCUUUUAGCCUUUGUAAAAUAUGUAAA